AACACAGGCCCGGCCCGGCCCGGCCCGGCCCAAGAACCCCCAUCUCUCGAUUCCUCCAACAAAUUCCCCUUUCCCUUACUCCCCAUCCCCACCCACCCACGCCGACGAGCAAACCCUAGCGAGCGAGAGAGCCCGGAGCCGAGAGACCAGCCAGCCAUGGCGCUGCGUGCCCUGUACAACGAGAUCCGGAGCAUGAAGGUCCGCGACGUGCCGGCUUACCUGAAGCCGCGCUUGACCUGGGACAACGUCAAGAAGAGCGCCGACCAGGCCGUCGACCGCUACAUCGAGAAGUACAUCGACACGAGCUCGCCGGACCCUCUCUACCACGUCUGCAUCGGAGGGAUGAUCUUCUCCUACUUCGUCAAUCUGCCCUGGGAGCGCGCCCACCUCGCCCACCUCGAGGAGAUGGAGAGGACCGGUGGGAAGCACUAGAUCCGCUGCCCCGUCCCUCGCCGGCAGCGCGGGAGGACGGGUGACUUUCAUGGGGUCCAUUCAGGCUGAUGGCUUCUGUUUUCUUCUGCUGUUGAGCUACUGGAGUCAUGUUACUUUGGUCGUUGGUUUUGUACCCAGACAGCAAGAAACUGUCCAGCUUAUUGUCUUGUUCCUCGCGUCUUGUCAUAAGUAACUUCAAACAAAGGAGUGCAUGCAUUGUGAUUAAAAA
Molecule: messenger RNA, 661 nt
Organism: Zea mays
Lineage: Eukaryota; Viridiplantae; Streptophyta; Magnoliopsida; Poales; Poaceae
Product: fiber protein Fb15
Exons: 2
Coding region: 157-432 (91 amino acids)
Source: RefSeq, marked provisional